GCUGCGGAGGAGGGCGCAACGGACGAGAUGGAUGCGAAGCCGGAGUCCAAUGAUGUGAUCGAACCAGAUGAAGCAGGAGUAAGGCUAGAUGAGGUGCUAGAGUCGAGCGAUGACAGCGACAUGGGCAUAGAUUCGGAUGCUCCCGAUGAGUCUAAUGUGGGAAUAAGGUCGGAUGAUGGGGUAGGCUCGGAUCGCGGGUUGGACGAUGAGGGCGUCGGCUUGGACGAUGGGUUGGAGGACGAAGGAGUGAAACUAGACGAGGGGGAGGAGUGCGAAGCGACUGCGGAGGAGGAGGAUGGGGUGGAGACAGAUCGACGAGAAGUAGCCUCGGUAGAAGCGGAAGGCUCGGACUCCGAGGCUGCAGAGCGGGAUGAAGGCGGAGCAGGGGCAGAGUCCGACGAGAAGGGCGGACCAGCAGUCGCAGAGUCCGAGGACGAGGGCGGAACAACAGGGGCAGAGUCCGAUGAGGAGGGCGGCAAAGGGGAGGUGUCAGACGCGGAGGGCGGCACAGGGGAGGUGUCUGACGAGGAGGGCAGAGUGACAGAGGAGGAGUCGGAUGCAAAGGGCGGGACAGGGGAAGAAGUCGAUGCGGAGGACGGCACAGGGGAAGACAUCGACGAGGAGGGUGGAACAGGGGCAGAGUACGAUGAGAAAGGAGGCGGCACAGGGGCAGAGUCCGAUGAGGAGGGCGGCACCGGGGCAGUUCCGGACGAGGAGGGCGGACCGACACAGGAAGAAGAGUCGGAUGCAGAGGGCGGGGCAGGGGAAGAGUCGGAUGCAGAGGGCGGGGCAGGGGAAGAGUCGGAUGCAGAGGGCGGGGCAGGGGAAGANGAAGAGUCGGAUGCAGAGGGCGGGGCAGGGGAAGAGUCGGAUGCAGAGGGCGGGGCAGGGGAAGAGUCGGAUGCAGAGGGCGGGGCAGGGGAAGAGUUGGAUGCGGACGAGGGAACAGGCGAAGAGUCGGAUGUGGUUGAAGGCACAGGGAGGGGAACAAGGAAUUCGAAAAUGAAGGAGGGGAAGUGGAGGGCGGAGAGGCUUGAUGAGGCUGUGAUGAUACCAGAUAGCCGCUACGGUGUCUCUGGGUAUGGAGAAGCUCAGGCAUGGAGGGUGAGGAAGGAGAGGGAGGAGGUUGAGAAGAGACAGAAGACAGAUGAGAAGUAGGAGGAAGGGGAAGAGGAGAAUCGUUGGCGAAGGAGAGGGAGGAAGAAGAAGAACUGAGAGAGGGAGGGAGGGUACUGCCAUCAUUGGCAUUGAUUUCCGCUGGAGAUCGUACCCCGAUUGAUCGGCCAUAACGUCCAUCCGCAAGCGCUAACAACAUAAGCGUCAGGACGACGAGGACAAGGAUAGUCAACACUGAACGCACAAUCCGUGGGGAGUAAUUACUCCUGUCUGCUAUCCAAUUCGGGGAGGAGGCAGCCAUGUAUAAUGAUGAAAGAUCAUCACCCCCCCGAUAAUCUCGACAACGAAAGCAAACGGGUCUGUCGCCAAUGCCACCCAUAUAAGUGGUCGCUGCCUCCAUUCGCGCACAUCGCCCCGUUCUCUGAACAGCCUUGAUGAGGGCACCUCCACCUCCACCGCCACCCUAUGCAGCACACACACCCACCAACACCAAUAAUGAAACCAGUCUGCGAUG
This is a messenger RNA of Chara braunii, 1630 nucleotides long. NCBI's taxonomy places the organism in Eukaryota, Viridiplantae, Streptophyta, Charophyceae, Charales, Characeae. The record is from the annotation of a GenBank genome assembly.